AUGGUGCAUUGUGUUGGCAGAGCUGGAAGACCAGCCUGUGUCUUGUCAGCUCCAUGGAAAGGUCAGGAACUGGCUUUGUCUUGCAUCGAGAAGGUGAAGGCUUGGAGUCCCUUGACUCUGCGACAGGAUCGUGCUGCCCACCGGACUGCGCAGACUUCAAAGUCCAGCAGCUUGUGGCCGACAGCGUCCGAAUCCCGCUUCGCAAGGCCCUGGCGAGCAUGGUCGGUCAAGAUUUGGGCGCCGACUGGCGAUGGGGACGUCGAGGAGUUCUGGGGUUUGCUGCAGGUGCCAUUGGCCAAGGAGCAUCGUGACAUUGAAAAGGUGAAGGAGGUGAUCAAGGAAGUCCAGUCUGUGGCAGAUUAUGCGCACAAGUUCAACCAGCAUAUCGCUCGUGCUGCUGGCGAGGAGCUUGACUCUGCGCCAGCCAUUCGCGUGGCUGUGCCGGUUGGCUGCUUUGUGCUCGACAGCAUCAACCCGCACAUUGCCGAUGCCGGGGAUGCACUGAUGCUGACACUCUUCGACGCAGCGGCCGUCACGAAGUUUGUCUUCGAAGGUGCCGAAGACUUUCAAGAGCUCCCACAAGCUUUCUUCCACUACGUUGCCUGGAGCAGUGGUGGCCAGGAGAUGGUGGCCGACCUACAGGGCGUACAGGACGAGCAAGACUUCCUGCUGGUCGACCCCGUGCUCAUUCGACCUCAAGAGCUCAGUCUGAAUAGCAUUCUGUCCGCGGUGAGCGGCGGCGGUGUUAACAGCACCUCACUCACUUCGCGAAGGUUAGACGAGUGGCAUCCGCGGUGUGGACAGUUGUGCAGGGCUUUUGAUCCGCAAAGAAGGGGUGGCACCACAAGGAGAGCUUGCGGUGUUCCUCUUCCCCAUUGCGGCAUCGCUGGUGGAUGA
Symbiodinium sp. CCMP2456 is the source of this 897-nucleotide messenger RNA. The record is from the annotation of a GenBank genome assembly. NCBI's taxonomy places the organism in Eukaryota, Dinophyceae, Suessiales, Symbiodiniaceae.